Molecule: messenger RNA, 1818 nt
Organism: Rosa chinensis
Lineage: Eukaryota; Viridiplantae; Streptophyta; Magnoliopsida; Rosales; Rosaceae
Product: protein SUPPRESSOR OF npr1-1, CONSTITUTIVE 1-like
Exons: 1
Coding region: 1-1818 (605 amino acids)
Molecular function (GO): protein binding
Source: RefSeq, a predicted model, not a curated record
AUGGAUUCCUUGAGACGACUCUCUCUUAAUGGCAGUGACAUAAGAGAAUUGGAUGAGUCAAUUGAAAAUCUCAUUGGGCUUGAAGAGUUGGGUCUUACUAAUUGCAAAAAUCUCACAACUCUACCAUGUAGCAUUUAUGGGUUGCACAAUCUAAAGAGUCUUCAAGUGAGUGGAUGCUCAAAACUGGCUACAUUUCCAAAAAUUCCAGUAAAGAUGGAUUCCUUGAGACGACUCUCUCUUAAAGGCAGUGAGAUAAGAGAAUUGGAUGAGUCAAUUGAAAAUCUCAUUGGGCUUGAAGAGUUGGAUCUUACUGAUUGCAAAAAUCUCACAACUUUGUCGUGCAACAUUUAUGGGUUGCACAAUCUAAAGAGUCUUCAAGCGAGUGGAUGCUCAAAACUGGCUACAUUUCCAAAAAUUCCAGUAAAGAUGGAUUCCUUGAGACGACUCUCUCUUAAAGGCAGUGACAUAAGAGAAUUGGAUGAGUCAAUUGAAAAUCUCAUUGGGCUUGAAGAGUUGGAUCUUACUGAUUGCAAAAAUCUCACAACUCUGCCGUGCAACAUUUAUGGGUUGCACAAUCUAAAGAGUCUUCAAGUGAGUGGAUGCUCAAAACUUGCUACAUUUUCAAAAAUUCCAGUAAAGAUGCAUUCCUUUAGACGAUUCUAUCUUAAAGGCAGUGACAUAAGAGAAUUGGAUGAGUCAAUUGAAAAUCUCAUUGGGCUUGAAGAGUUGGAUCUUACUGAUUGCAAAAAUCUAACAACUCUGUCGUGCAACAUUUAUGGGUUGCACAAUCUAAAGAGUCUUCAAGUGAGUGGAUGCUCAAAACUUGCUACAUUUCCAAAAAUUCCAGUAAAGAUGGAUUCCUUGAGACUACUCUCUCUUAAAGGCAGUGACAUAAGAGAAUUGGAUGAGUCAAUUGAAAAUCUCAUUGGGCUUGAAGAGUUGUAUCUUACUGAUUGCAAAAAUUUGUCAACUCUACCGUGCAGCAUUUAUGGGUUGCACAAUCUAAAGAGUCUUGAAGCGAGUGGAUGCUCAAAACUGGCUACAUUUCCAAAAAUUCUAAUAAAGAUGGAUUCCUUGAGACUACUCUCUCUUAAAGGCAGUGACAUAAAAGAAUUGGAUGAGUCAAUUGAAAAUCUCAUUGGGCUUGAAUAUUUGGAUCUUACUUAUUGUAAAAAUCUCGUAGCUCUACCGUGCAGCAUUUAUGGGUUGCAAAAUUUAUGGUUUCUUGAUCUUGGUGAAUGCUCAAAACUUGUCAAAUUUCCAACAAAUACCAAAAUUUUGAAUGUCGAUGGUUGCUCACUAUCACUUCCCAAGCUAGGGGUGUUCAGUAUCGCAGGAUGCAGUUUAUUAUCAGAUUGUGAUUUCCUGACGACUCUUGAUUGCUGGGAAACAUUACAGUGGCUUAAUCUGUCAAGAAACAAUUUUGUUAGUCUGCCUGCUUGCCUCACCAAAUUUGUCAGGUUGCGGGAUCUUAACUUGUACGGUUGCAAGAGACUCCGAGGAAUUCCGGAGCUUCCACCAAACGUUAAACCAUACACCAGGGGUUGUGAAUCACUGGAGGAGAGAUCCUCGACAUUGACAGAUCCUGGAGCUGUGAUAGAGGCGGCGUCGCCGUCAAUUGAAGAGCCAACUCCGUCUACGGAAGAACCAUCCCCAAUCCCCAUGAUCCCUGACCUGCAGACCCAUCACGUUGGCUGGCAUGACUGGCGUUCGUAUAUUUUGUCGGCGAAUGACGAUUAUCAAGAGCAGCAGGAGCAUGUUUCCAUCACUGAAUUAGUCCGCAACUUCAACACCACAAGGAACCAACUGAGUUGUUAA